UACGCUCCGCUCCCGACGUUCACCAUGGCUCGCUGGUCGCAGUACGACGAAGAUUCACACCGUCUACCGGAGGGCAUGACGAGGAUAGGCUAUGAUGCGGAUACGCAGAGGUAUACGUUCCGAGACAGCGACGGGUCGAUCUGGCAGGGACCAGAGGGCGCGGAGUAUGGCGAGAUGACGCGAGUGUCGGAUGGCCCACAGGGAAGCCCUGAUGAAGAUGAGGACGUCGAGCAAGGUCUACCAAGCCGUUCUGAUGGAUAUACCCAGCUAGCAACAGACGUGAACGAGCCCGUAAUUCGCGGACACGGCGUGAACACCGACGCGUACCGCAGCUUAUUCCCCUUCUUCCUCAUCAUCGCCGUCUUCCUUCUCUUCAUCUGGAAGUUCAUCCUGUCCCCCAAUAUUCAUGAGACCCCUUCAUGCCCUAAUGGCCAGAGGGAGUACAUCGUCGAGCCCGGCGACAGCUGCUACCAGAUCUCCAUCGCGCACGGUAUACCGCUUGACAAGUUCUUCGAGUUGAAUCCGAAGGUCAAGUGCGACAAGCUGUAUCCUGGCUCUGCUGUAUGCCUUCCCCAGACGCAAGACUCCUCCCCCGCAUCCACUUGAACCUGUCAUUACCUCCCCGUCUGUAUCGCUCAAGAGGACCUACCACCGGAUACCACUGUACUAUACCUAUUUAUCUGACACUUCUAGAGCAUAUAUAUUGGGUUGGACAUGGCCAA
Molecule: messenger RNA, 722 nt
Organism: Schizophyllum commune H4-8
Lineage: Eukaryota; Fungi; Basidiomycota; Agaricomycetes; Agaricales; Schizophyllaceae
Exons: 4
Coding region: 25-606 (193 amino acids)
Source: RefSeq, a predicted model, not a curated record